Gongylonema pulchrum is the source of this 534-nucleotide messenger RNA. NCBI's taxonomy places the organism in Eukaryota, Metazoa, Nematoda, Chromadorea, Rhabditida, Gongylonematidae. The record is from the annotation of a GenBank genome assembly.
UUGCAGGAGAGGAAUGAAGAAAGUUUGAACGAGAUUCUUGCGAAAGGUGUCCCGGACACACCACUGGGGCAAGCGGUCGCAAAUCUGCAUGCAUCUUGGGCCCAGCUGAUUUGUAAUUUGUCCGCUCGAACUGGUUCUCUGCCUCCGACACUGGAGCACAUUAAGGAAGUUGCGGAGUGCGCCAUUCGCCAAUUGAAGGAUUCGAGUCACGAUUUGACAAAAGAAUUUGCUCGAGUGGGUGUCGAAUGGCGGCUUACUCAUCCGCAGGAAGCACUUGUUGAGAUGUCCGAUUCAGAGAGGCUGCUUUGUGUUCUGUUGCAGUUGAAGGAUUCGAGUCACGAUUUGACAAAAGAAUUUGCUCGAGUAGGUGUCGAAUGGCGGCUUACUCAUCCGCAGGAAGCACUUGUUGAGGACAUAGCAGAUCUUGAACAAGGCAUCACGCGACAGGAGACACUGAUAGGACGAGCAUCUGGAAUCAUACAACGUCGACUGGGUGAUCUCGCUAAUGAAACUUGUACGCAGGAAUUCGAUUGA